Messenger RNA from Pogoniulus pusillus (Red-fronted tinkerbird), 1326 nucleotides. Its product is annotated as nascent polypeptide-associated complex subunit alpha, muscle-specific form-like. NCBI's taxonomy places the organism in Eukaryota, Metazoa, Chordata, Aves, Piciformes, Lybiidae. Bases 1 to 1326 code for a protein of 441 amino acids. The record is from RefSeq and is a predicted model, not a curated record. The transcript is spliced from 2 exons.
AUGGCAUGCUCCGGGCCAUCCCGAAUCGGGAACUACGCUCAGACCACUGUGCUUAAAAGCCGUUAUGCCUCUCAGCAUUCCGUCAGAACUCCGCCGAGACAAUCCACAGCGUCGGCCUCCCCGCCACCACUUAGUACUAGUUUUCACAACUUAAACGCGUGCGGAGGCGAGAACCGCUUCCUCCCUCUCCGCCCUGUGCGUUACCCGAUAACUCCAUUCAAUCACUGCUUCCCACAAUCGCGCCUCAGACCGUCUUGCCCCGACUCCCUCUCCGAAACGUCCCGCCGCUCCCCAGGGAGCGUCCCCCAGCACCGUACACCGCUCCCGCCGGGCCCGCUCGGCUCACAGCGGCUCCUCGAACCCUGUCAGCGCCAGCCCCACGGCUCCCGCGACAUGCCGCGCCGGGGUCGUUCUCCGCUGAUAGGCACCACACAGCCACCACCCGUCUCGGGGCUCAUCCAGCACCUGUCCCCCAUCAUCACGUCCCAAGGGGAACAACCGCUUAUAACCCAGCGAGAGAGAACGGAUGACCACUCAGCCCCAGUCCCAAUCCUAACUUCACCACCCCUCCGCGCCGCCACCCGUCCUCCCUCCAGCGGCCCCGUGGCCGCCCCUCUUCCAGGCCCCGCCGCAGCGCUCCCCCUCACGUCGCCUCACCGCUCCUUACCGCACCUACCCGCUGGAGCGUCACUCUGUCCCAUGCCGGUAACCCCGCUCCCGCCGCCGGGCGCGAUCUGCUGCCCGCCCCAGCCGGCCCCUUCCGCACGGCGGGGGGCUCCGCCCCGGAGGCGCGGCGAGAGAGAGCGGGAGGGCGGGCGAGCGGCCCCGGACGCGCAGGUCGAAGCUGGGCUGUGGAGGAGGCGGUGGCGCUGGAAUGGCGCUGCCGGGCCGAGGGGAGGAGGAGCGGGGGAGAGCGUCCCCCGCGCGCGUGCACGCGCUGCGCCCCUCCCCGCGUCACGGCCGCCGGGGCCUCGCCUCGGACCCGCGCCCCUCACUGCCCACCGGCCCCUCGCCGCCCACCGGCCCCUCGCCGCCCAUCGGCCCCUCACUGCCCACCGGCCCCGCGCCGCCCACCGGCCCCUCACUGCCCACCGGCCCCGCGCCGCCCACCGGCCCCUCACUGCCCACCGGCCCCUCGCCGCCCACCGGCCCCGCGCCUCAGCCCGCGUCCCUCCCGUCCCCGCCGCCGCCCAGCUCGGGCACUGCGGGUCACCAGGACGGUGUGUUUUGUUUUGCCUCAGCCGCUGGAAAAAGCCAGCAGCGUGGUUGCUCCAUCUCCUGGCUUCGGUGAGUUUUCCGCUCCCUUCGGCUCAGGGCCAUGAGUAG